GGGGCGGGACCUCGCAGAAGAAGCUGCUGACGCGAUGUUGCCUCCCGUGGUACGGCUGGUGCGGCUAAAUCGGCUGCCCUACGCCGAGCUGCUGGCCCUGCAGGAGCGCUGGUUGCGACGACUGCAGGCCGAACCAGGCAGUGAGGCCCUGUCGGCGGCUGAGGCGGGCGCGCUCCUGCUCUGCGAGCCCGCGGGGCCCGUAUACACAUCUGGGCUGCGCGGCGGCCUGACGCCGGAGGAAACUGCGCGGCUGCGGGCCUUGGGCGCCGAGGUACGCGCCACAGGCCGCGGUGGCCUGGCCACUUUUCAUGGGCCGGGCCAGCUGCUCUGCCACUCGGUGCUAGAUCUGCGACGCCUGGGCCUGCGCCUGCGCACCCACGUGGCUGCGCUGGAGUCGUGCGCGGUGCGCGUGUGCGAGCUCCAGGGCUUGCGUGGAGCCCGCGCGCGGCCCCCACCCUACACCGGCGUCUGGCUGGGGGAGCGCAAAGUCUGCGCGAUCGGAGUCCGCUGUGGAAGGCACAUCACGUCCCACGGCCUGGCUCUGAACUGUUGUACAGACCUCGUGUGGUUUGAGCACAUCGUCCCCUGCGGGCUGGUUGGGACAGGCGUCACCUCUCUGAGUGAGGAACUCCAAAGGCACGUCAGUGUGGAUGAAGUAAUACCACCUUUCCUUGAGGCCUUUAGGGAGACCUACAAAUGCACAUUUAUCUCAGAGGACAGCCCCAACUAAAGGAUGUUCAUGUUAUCACAGCUGGGAGGUUGUGCUUGAAAAGCAUCAAGCCUGACUUGGAGUCACUGAAACCCAGAUUCUACACCUGGCCCUGUCAUUCACUCACCAUGAGACUAUGAACAAAUUAUGAGCCCUUAGCAUUGUUUCCAUAUGUGUCCUGGUUUAUUUAUAUCUUCUCAUCUACCUCAGAUAUAGUAGAUUUGAAAACAUUCUGAAAAGCAACACAUGCUAUAUAAAUGUAAGACAUUAGCACUGGUAUUGACACCAUUUUCUCAGCUUAGAGAAACUCAGACGUAAUCAGUUCUCAAAUAUUUAUUGCUUCCUAAAUACUGUAUUUAAUUGGACAAUUCUGAGAUCCAGUUCCUUUGACUUUAUAGGAAUCAUACCUCUGGAUAGCCCAGGUGAAGGUAAUGUGGUGGGGUGCUUUUUCAUUCUCAAGAGAUCUAGGUGCUUUCUGCAAAGGAAGGAAAAAAGGAAAGGGAUCUUUAAAGAACAAAAUGAGAUUUUGCCUUCCUGGGUUGGAUUCUCCAAGCCCAAUAGCUAUUUUUAGUUAGGUAACCUGAGCUAGACCAGAGCCAGGGAAAAGACCAGAGGAAUAUCUUACAUUAUACAAAUGUCAAAGGUAGAAGUAAGUUUUCCUUAAGUGAGAUCCCUCAAUUUAUAAAGCUGUGUAAUUAUUCAUUGCUAUGCAACAAAUCACCCCAAAAUUUAAUGGCUUAAAACAAUAAACAUUGUCUCAUAUAUAUUCUGUGGGUCAGGAAUUUGGGAGAAGCUUAGCUGGGUGGUUCUGGGUGGAGAUCUCUUAUGAGGUAUAGUCAAGAUGUCAGCUGGGGCAGCUAUCAUCUGAAGGCUUGACUGGGAUUGGAGGAUCACUUUCAAAGAUGGUUCACUCUGAUUCGUUGGUACUGGUUGUUGACAGGGGGCCUGGGUUCUUCACCAUGUGAGCCGCUCCAUAGAGCUGCUUUUUCUCCUGGAGCAAGUGAUGCCUGAAAGCGACAAGGUGGAAGCCAAAAUGUCUUAUGACCCAGUCUUGGAAGUUACAGAGUCAUUUCUACAGUCUUCUAAUACGGGAACCCUACUCAGUGUGGAAGGGACUGCACAGGGUGAUGGGAAAUAAAGAUCUUUAGGACUACCUUAGAGACUGGCUACCACAGGCAGUUAGGGUGGAAAGAUCCUUGAAUGAGAAGACAGGUGAUCCAGGUUGCUUUUUGUGCAAGUCGUUUACCCUCUCUGCACUUCAGUUUGCCCUACACAAGCACUAUUCGAUAGAAAUACAACGUGAGCCACAUUGUAAUUUUAUGUUUUCUAGUAGCCACAUUAAAAAGGAAAAAUAAACAGGUGACAUUAAUAAUACUUUAAUUAACCUAAUAGACCCCAGAUAUUGUCAGUAUAAAAAUGUUUUACAUUCCUUUUCUCCAUACUAUAUCCAGAUAUUCAGUGUGUAUUUUCCGCUUUAUAGCACAUCUCAUUUUGGAGUCAUCACACUUCGGCUCUUCAGUAGUCACAUGUGGCUAGAAGCUACCACACGGUAAAGUUCAGCUUUAGGUAAUAUGGUAUCUAAAGUCCUUUUUUGAGCUUCCAGUAUCCUGUGGCCCCACUGCCUUGGAGAAGAAAGAGGAGUUCUCCCACUUCUGGGGCACACAGUUUAUAUCAGUUAUUGAAGCUGGAAGAGAAUUUGGAGGUAUGUUCCUGUCUCGUCAUUGUACAGAGAUGAAACCAAGACUUUGGAAAAAACUUGCUCAAGACCACGCAGUAAGUUAAUCACAAAGCUAGGACUGGGUCCCAGAUAUAAGCCCAUUUCUCAUGCUCUUUUCCUGCUCUGCAUACUGACUUAGAGCUCAGGAUAAUAUGCUUUCCAUCAUGGACACUUGGUCAGUAUUCGUGGAUUGCUAGUUUGUCCACCCGUCAUUAACCUAUAUUCUUUCUAGGCCUUUUAUUUCCCUCCAUGGAGCCAACAGUACUGUUGUAGGAAUGUGGGAGGUGAGUAGUAGUUGAUAAUUACUUUGUAGUAUUACUGCCAAGAAGGAAAACAAUUAUUCCCGGGAAAAGUGGAGUUAGGUUCUCAUGAUUGGAAGGCUGUGCAUAGUGUUGCUCCCCAUCUAGUACUCGACUCCCCUCUCUAGCAACCCUAGCAACUGACCAUAAAGCCUGAUCUUGAAUACCUCCAGAGACUGGUAAAGAAACAUUCACUCCAUUUAUUUUUGAUACCAGGUACUGUGUUAGCCCUCUUAAGUACAUUCUCUCAUUUAGCAACUGGAUCACUGGGAAUCGUUCUGCAUGGUGUAGUGACUGAGUUACCUGGCCUUCCUGAGCCUCUGUUUCAUUAGGCUCAAGGCUUGGCACAGAAUAGACAGCGGGAAAUGUAUAGUAGUUAUUAAUGUUCACCAAAUAUUUCAGGCAGGGGGCACCUGGGUGACUCAGUUGAGUGCCCAACUUCAGCUCAGGUCAUGAUCUCACAGCUUGUGAGUUCGAG
Messenger RNA from Prionailurus viverrinus (fishing cat), 3203 nucleotides. RefSeq names its product lipoyl(octanoyl) transferase 2 (gene LIPT2). The coding region runs from base 35 to 730 and encodes 231 amino acids. Gene Ontology annotation, molecular function: lipoyl(octanoyl) transferase activity. The record is from RefSeq and is a predicted model, not a curated record. Lineage: Eukaryota; Metazoa; Chordata; Mammalia; Carnivora; Felidae. Gene Ontology annotation, biological process: protein lipoylation. Gene Ontology annotation, cellular component: mitochondrion. The transcript has 2 exons.